Messenger RNA from Aspergillus homomorphus CBS 101889, 912 nucleotides. RefSeq lists its product as uncharacterized. The transcript is spliced from 2 exons. NCBI's taxonomy places the organism in Eukaryota, Fungi, Ascomycota, Eurotiomycetes, Eurotiales, Aspergillaceae. The record is from RefSeq and is a predicted model, not a curated record. The coding region runs from base 1 to 912 and encodes 303 amino acids.
AUGGAAGACUAUGAUGUUCGAACUGCUUUGUUGAAGCUGCAGGAUGCCAUACGGUCCUGGGCAAGAAAGUAUGCUUUUCCGUAUGUGGCUAGUCUAGAAGGCGUGGCAAAUACAGAACUAGAUCUAGUUGUUGAGGAGCUGGGCCCUUUCUCCAGUGAGACCACCUGGGACUCUUUGACAAAGAAGGUGUCCUUCUCGUUGGACAAACUGCCCGCAAUUAUCGUGCAAGCUUCCUUGGCCAGGUCUGUCUUUGAAUGGAUCUUUGAGGACCCGUUCUACACUGUGGAAGCCGACGCUUAUACCGGGGUUUCCCCCCUAUCGGAAGGAAUAGGGAUGAUUUAUGAUCGUAUGAAAGAAGUGGACGAAGUGGAAGCCCAUGCUUGGCGCUCGCAGAUGUUACGCUUGCUUUGCGAGUCCUCUGACCGAGAUGCGCAACUAUUACUCCAUAGCCGGAUCGAGCGUCUCAGCAGCAGCCUAGCUCAAUAUUUCAUACGAAGCCCUGUCCAUGCUCUGCUAAAGUACCCCGAGAGCAUUCACGCCUAUAAUAACCGGUUUCGAGAAUUGGAAGACCUAUUUUUGAGAGCAGCGAAUCUCGCCCUGUCGCUCUGGACUCAGCGUACAGACAUGGCCUGCUAUAGCCUAUGCAAGCUACCACAGUUUCAGGCUGAAGAUACAAGAAUGGAAGCCCAUCGUUUGCAUCACCUGGAUGAUGACGAUCGGCGUUUGGAUGGUCGCCGUAUAAUUCUAUUCGUGCAGCCUGCCGUUAUAGCCUUCGGAUCCGUGCAUGGCGAACAUUACGAUCAGUGGAAGGUGUGGGCCGCAGCGACUGUGUUGGUGGAGGGGACCACUACGAACGAGUCGAAAUAUUUUACUGAGGAGGAUGAAGAUGAGGAUCACAUGGUUGAUGUGUGA